Messenger RNA from Schistocerca cancellata (South American locust), 2273 nucleotides. RefSeq names its product seipin (gene Seipin). The transcript has 5 exons. The record is from RefSeq and is a predicted model, not a curated record. Bases 126 to 1169 code for a protein of 347 amino acids. Gene Ontology annotation, biological process: lipid droplet organization; lipid storage. Gene Ontology annotation, cellular component: endoplasmic reticulum membrane. NCBI's taxonomy places the organism in Eukaryota, Metazoa, Arthropoda, Insecta, Orthoptera, Acrididae.
UGGCCGCCAAACAUGUCAGAGAUAUAACUGUGUUUUGAGCUGUCAGGUACAAAGUGUCAGAAGUGUAGUUGACGUUUCUGCUUGCUAAUCCGAUAGCGUUAGAUAUAUUGUUUUAUUAGUGAAACAUGGGACUCUCGUCUAUCAUUUUGGCGCCUUUUAGGUGGUACAGAAGGAACGUCGUAGACAAAAUACUAGAAGCGAUCUAUUCCAGGCUUCGAAAUAAAAUUGAUAAUACGUCAGAAGUCGUCCUCAAAGCUGGCGUAGGCGCAGCUGUAUUAUCAGUAAUUAUUUGGACAUCAGUAUUUUUAUAUGUAGCAUUUUAUUACACCUAUAUGCCGUCUAUUAGUCACACAAGACCGGUGCAUUUUCAGUUUGACUCAUGUGUAGAGAAAAGAGGAAUAUGCAGCUAUCCUUCUGCUAAAGUGCAGCUAACACGAAAACAGUCACUAUUGAUGGUUGGACAGCAAUACAAAAUGUCUCUUAACAUAGAAAUGCCAGAAUCACCUGUAAAUAAAAGGCUCGGUAUGUUUAUGGCAUGUGUACAUUUGUAUGACAGAGGUGCAGAGUUCAUUUCAAAAUCAUGCAAGUCUGGCAUGCUGCAUUAUAGAAGUCCUCUUCUGCAGACAUUGUCAACUGUUGUUCUUUCACCUCUUUUGAUAUUUGGUUCAAAAGAAGAGAAGCAAAUAAUAACACUUGAAAUGUUUAGUGACCUAGAAGAUGACCAAGUACACCCUGUCACAGACAUAUUUGUGGAACUCCAGACUCGCCAUAUAGAACUGUACUCAGCAACUUUGAACAUAAAUGCUCGCUUCACUGGACUGCGGUACCUGAUGUACAACUGGCCAGUACUAUCUGCCAUUAUUGGGAUAAGCUCAAACAUGUUUUUCAUCAUGAUAAUUUGUGUCUUGUCAUGGCUUCGUGUUGUCAGAUCAGAUAAUAUGUCCGAAUUUGAGGCAGAACUUCUACGUAGAAAUUCCAGCAAUGGCAGCAAAGCUAGUUCGCAGUUCACCGGAGACAUCUCACAAGAUGACUCAAGCCUGAUGGGUGACAAUGGAAAGCAAUCUGAAUCUGAUGUAGUGCCAUUGGAGAGCAGAGAGCAGUCAGAGGUUUCUGAAGCUGAAAGUUUUGAUCUUAUUCGUACCUCUAGUGUUGAAGUUAUAAGAAGCUGAUUAAUUUUAUUACCUUAAAGUACAAAGAAUUAUGGUUGCAUUCACUGUGUGUAAGGUACAAAUGUUGGUACAAAUGAUGUUAAUUUCUAAAUAAGAUUUUUUAUUUUUUUCUUGCCUUUUAAGAGAAGUCUGAAAUCAUUCCCAUUCCACUGUUGAUUAUUGAAGUGUGUAUGUACUGCUCAUACCUUGACAUUCUGUCAAAAGUUCCUCUUGGUAUUACUGUCCUGAAGAUAUAAUGUAGUAUAAUAUUGUGAUUUGGAUUCUUGCUGUAUGUAGCUAUGAUUCAUUCAUAUACAUACAAAGUCCACAUCCUUUAUGAAAGAAAUGGCUUUACAAAGACUGAUAAACAGUGAUACUAGCAGAAUUUAACAUAGAAUUCACAUUAUGAAAAAUGUAAAAUGUUACCAAACACCUUUUAUAUCAAGCAAGAAGAAUAAUAUCAAUAUUCAUAUUUUUUCAGUCUUUGCAAACGUAACAUUGAGUAAUUUUAAAUAGUUACAAUUAUUUUACUGCAUAAAGUUACAAUAAUUCCAUAUACCGGAAGACCACAAUAAUAGUCAAUGGAAAUGUUCAUUUCCUAGUUGUAGAAAUAAAGUGCACCUCUGUACAGGGAUCAUGGCAAUCAUUUUUGAUAUGUUACUCAUUGUGUGAAACAUCUACUAUUGAAAGUAUGUACCUGUAUUUUACUGUUGUUCCUUCUAGGUGUUGCUGAAUUGUUUGUACUAUCAACAUUAAAGAUUUUGAGAAUUAUUUUUUACAUUCUUUGUCUGCUGACUUUGAUAUUUAUGCAGCAGGACUGUUAUGAUUUUAUCUUAGACUGCUUAGUAUUACACUGGUUACUGUGAAAGAGAUUUUAUUGAGCUUUCAUUGCAUUUUAUGCUGUCAAAGACUUUAUUGUAUUGAUAUACACUUAGAAUUAGUUUGUGUUGACUACACAGUUAUCUGUUUUAAUAAUUUUGAGGCUGUGUGUAAAACAGUGUAUAACAUUGUUAACCAAAAAUUUUAGAGUGAUUUCUAAAGACAUUAGUUUAAUUCAUAUUUAGUAUUGCUUCAGUCUUGUUAAUAGAGACAACUUUUUAUUGGCCAUUAACCAUAUUUUAUAUA